Styela clava is the source of this 2310-nucleotide messenger RNA. Its product is annotated as transmembrane protein 214-A-like. The record is from RefSeq and is a predicted model, not a curated record. NCBI's taxonomy places the organism in Eukaryota, Metazoa, Chordata, Ascidiacea, Stolidobranchia, Styelidae. Gene Ontology annotation, cellular component: endoplasmic reticulum; Golgi apparatus.
UCUGCCAUAUAUUAUUUUCAUUUCAAUUCAUGGUAUUUCAUUUUCUAUAAUAAAAAUUGUACAUUUUUGGUAGGUUUUAAAUAUAUUAUCAUUUUAAAUUAUCGUUUUUGUGUGGUGAACAAAAAUCAUGUCUUCUAAUAAUCAAAGUUGGGAAAAAGUCGGGAAAACAAAAACAAGCGCGAAAGGACAGAAAAAGGUUUCGGUGGAUAAAAUGCCAAAAAGUGACGUGGAAGUUGAACCUCUGAAAGUUGCAAAAUCAAUGUUUGAUGCUUUCGCUGAUAAAUCAGGCGGCAGUGGAGGAAACAAAAAACUUCCCUUACAAGAUCGAUCAAAUGCGCAAUCAUCUCCUAAAGGCAAAAAUAAACAGAAAAAGAGCAAAAAACCUUCAUCUACAUCGAGAUUCAAAUAUAACAACUUUGCUGAAGCAAUUCACGAUGUAUCAGUGGUAGCUGUUUACGAGAAAGCAAAUCAGCUAAGGGCACCACAUACUAUUUGGCAAAAAGCUGUUGCUCAUGACAUCAAUGAAACAAUUUCUUGUGCCGAUGAGAGUCCGGCGUUAUUGGAAAAAGAUUUGGAUUAUCCCCUAUCCAAAGUUUCAAAGCCAAUAUACGCCAUGCUUUACAAACUGUUCGUAGAUGAAACUUCUGAUGUUGUUAGACAACUUCUUUUCGAACAUUGUGUUGGUUCUAUGAUUGAUUGCAUGAUUAGAGAUCAGCCAACAUGGGGUUAUCGUCUCUGUAUUCAAGUCUUGGCACACGGAGCACCAAAGGUUUGCAUCCCCCCAAAAUAUCAGAGAGAAGUGGAGAAAAUGACAGCGAUGGUAAAUACUCCAAAAAGGUGUCUUGCUUAUAUGUGGGCUCUAGGACAAGUUGGCACUAAUGAUCCUCAAUGUGGAAUGAAAGUGUGGUUGAACAUGAUGUUGCCAAUGAUUAAAGUAAAGAAUGUUGCUGCAUAUGUUGUACAUUAUCUUGAACAUUUACUCUUCUCUUCUAAAGAUCCAGUGGCUCGUUUGUCUGGUUCAAUAGACGCAGAAAAAUUCAUGGAAAUCAUGAAAUGGACUUUCGAUCCUACGACUGGUCUUGCAUCAAUACAUCGUGAGAGAUUGCAGGAACAACACAGGCCUAUUCGUCUUAUUGCAACUGGAAACGCAAAAACGAAAGUAGCGUUGUUCGAAACUUUCCUGAAAACUCCACCUGAAGAGAUUGCUCAAUUCAGACCCCAACUUUUGGACAUUAUAUUUGAGUGCAUGCAAGGUACCCCAAACUGUUUUAAAAAGUGGAGAGAAUUAUAUCAAACGUCGCUUCCUCAGACAAGGAUGCUGCUGGAAUAUCUGGAAGAAAAUUGGGUUCAAGCUGUUUACAAGUUACCACCAAAACAUUUUAUGGAAACAAUUCGUGCCUUCUGUAUUACUAAUUCUGACGAAGCUGCCAAGUCUUCGCCGAUGACAUCUGUAUCUGAUUUUAAACCUGUGAAUAGGUUAUGCAUGCAUAUGAAUCAAAAACUUGAAAGAAAAUCAAGCCGGACGCUCUCAACCUGCACUCAUAUAGUUCUUCCUAUUUUGAUCGCACUUACUGCUAUCGCAGUUGGCUUUUUCAUGUAUGACGUUCGCACUCAAGGUGGAGUUUAUAAAUCUGUCACCUAUAGGACUUUGGAUGAUACCGGUACAUUGAAAUUCCUCAAUCAAAUUUGGGCGAAAAUUUCAACUGUGUUGCAGCAUGUUACAAAGUGGCUGCAAGAUAAUGUACCGUACUAUUGGAACCGUACUGCUGAUAUACUGGGUCCGUAUUUCUCAUAUAUUGCUGCAUUGCUCAAAAAUUUCAUCACUUGGCUUUUAGAAGUGACUGCACCAUUGAGAACUCUUAUUGGAGAAUAUACGAAAGCAGGCUUGGUUCUGUGUGAAAGUUUUCUACAAAAGUUGACAAUAGCAUUGAACAAGCUAUCAGUAGAAUUGAGGCCAUCACUGCUUGCUUUACAGACUUGGAUUGAUGCAAAAGCUCUUGCAAUUUACUCUUUUAUAAGAGGUGAAAUGGGUUGGUGUUGCGUGAGGGACGCUGUAGUUGAAAAUGCCAAACUUCUUUAUGUUCGUUUGGUUGAUGUGUGGCUGUUUUUAUGGUCAUACGUUCUCUAUGUCUUCAAAGUCGUGAGUGACUAUGUUUCUGGUGAAAACAUGUGAAGAGAGAAUAUAUUUUGGAUGUCUUCACAGCCAGAUGAUGCCGUACCUACCUUUUCAGGGUUCAACAAAGGUGUCAAAAUCCUCAAUUCGUUCAAAAAAUGAAAUAUUCGAUAAGUGAAUAAAUUAUAUGCAGUAAA